Molecule: messenger RNA, 1518 nt
Organism: Penicillium manginii
Lineage: Eukaryota; Fungi; Ascomycota; Eurotiomycetes; Eurotiales; Aspergillaceae
Exons: 6
Coding region: 1-1518 (505 amino acids)
Source: RefSeq, a predicted model, not a curated record
AUGAAAGACUUCUCCCUAUGCGCCACAGUAGCCCUCAACUGGGUUCACUAUGCCCAUGCUAAAAGCUGCUCAAGUCUUUUAACAUAUCGAGCUUUGGAUGGAACCAUAAUCAAGAAGGCUGAGCUUACACAGCUCAGCACGUCGGCUGGUGCAAUCGCGUACUGUCGAGUCUCCGGAUCUGUGGCAUAUGGCAAGCGUGAUAAUUCUGUGGGGUUUGAACUAUGGAUGCCUGAAGAGAAGACUUAUAAUGACCGCUUUAUGGUUGUUGGCAAUGGCGGAUUUGCCGGAAUAAUUGAUACGGACAGUAUGAGCAAGCAAUUGGAACAAGGUUUUGCUGUGGCAGGAGGGGAUUCGGGCCAUCUAGAAGCUAACAACGGAAACGGAACGACAUCGUCUGGACAGUAUAUUCCAUUCUUGAAUGAUGUCGAGCAGACAAAGGCAUGGAUACAUGACUCCAUCGCCAUCAUAACCAUGCCAACACGAGAUAUUGCUUCCAAGUUCUAUGGUAGCUCUCCGAAGCACAGCUAUUAUAGUGGUUGCUCGACGGGUGGCGCACAAGGAUUUGCGCUUGCUCAAUACUAUCCUCACCUCUUCGAUGGAAUAUAUGCCGGCUCGCCAGGUAACUGGUACUCCCAUUUGAUGCUAUCAUUUCUAUGGAACAGGGAGUCCACGAUGGGCGAUGCAUAUCUCGAUCAAGCCACGCUCAACGCCACGACGAAGAAAAUACUAGACGCUUGCGAUGAAAUAGAUGGCGUGAAAGACGGGUUAAUCGAAAACCCACUCCGCUGUAGUUUCGACCUCAACACAUUAGCUUGUCCAUCUGCGACCAGUGCGACUAACCAGACAUGCCUGAGUCCAAAGCAAAUCCAGUCUCUAAAGGCCAUCUAUGCCGGCCCAAGGAAUUCCAGAACAAAGGCAAAAAUUUAUCCUGGAUUUGAAUUCGGCUCGGAGCGAGAGUUGAUGUUGCAGGAAACAUAUCUAUAUCUAGACUUUGCUGCACCACUCUUACAAAACUUGGUUUUCCACAAUCUUUCUUAUGAUGUUGACACGUUCAACUUUGACAAGGAUGUUGCCAGGGUCAAUAGUAUGGCAAGCCCUCUUAUUGACGGAAUUGCACCAGAUCUCGAUGCUUUCCGGAUGCGUGGGGGAAGGAUGAUUGUGACUCAAGGUUGGACCGAUCCGUUCAAUGCUCCAACUUGGCCCAUUGAGCACCUCAAACAGCUUGAGAAAGCUAGCCAGAAUGGAUCUGUUGGGGAUUUCUUCAACCUAUACAUGGUACCCGGUGGUGGUCACUGUGGCGCAGCUGAGACCUAUCCAUCAGUACCGGCAACAUACCACAUCAAUGAAGCACUUCUGGCGUGGGUCGAGAACGACACAUUCCCCUCUUGGGUCCAGUCGUCGAAUCCUCCGGAUGGUUCGUCGCGAACACGCAAGCUCUGCCCUUGGCCCAAGACAGCAAAAUUGCAAAACUUGACGAGACCUGAAAUUUCAGAGAGUUAUGAUUGUGUUCAGGGUUAA